UACCCUCUGUUUUCAACACCUCGCUCUCUCUGGUCAUCUCUCUCUCUCUCUCUCUCUCUCUCUCUCUUCCUCUUCUCCCCGUGAAAAGCAGACCAUAGCUUUAGCCAAUUUGGGUAUUACCCCAAAAGCCUCGAAAUUAGCCUUUCGAAUCCAUCAGUCUCUCUCUCUCUCUCUCUCUCUCUCUCCCUUCACAAUUCCUUCUAAUUAGCCUUUUGAAAUUAGCUCGCCAUUGCCAUGGCCAUUUUCAUCAACAAAGCCAGAACUACAAUGACAUGAAGAAAAGUCGAACUGGGUCUCUCUCUUCAUCUUGCGUUUCAUCUCUCUCUCUCUCUCUCUCUGUGUCUCUCACCCCAAUUCGUCAGUUUGAUUGCUGAUGCGAGAGAGAUUGAAGAUCAAAAUUUCUGCUAAAUUUGGAGGACAAUGAGAGGAGGAGAUAGAGGGUGGGGAACAGUGCCACCGAGUGUAGCUCCGGUGAGUAGUAGUGUAGUAGAUAGAGAAGACCAUUGGAGCCAUUUCGACAACUCUGUCGAUGCGGUGUCGUUUGGGUUCGUUGCCACUGCCAUUCUCAUUUCAAUGUUCCUCGUUAUGGCCAUCUUCGAGAGGUUCCUCCGCCCCCGAUCCGCCGCUGCCGGCGGCCGGAAUCCUGCCGAUCUCGAGGCCCAGAUUAUGGCUGGCGGAAAGCUCAAUUACCCUUCUCCCAAGAUAACCACUUAUGCCAGAGGGGUGUCGGUGUUGAUGCCUGGAGAAGACAUUCCGACUUUCAUUGCACACCCUGCUCCUGCACCGUGUCCUCCAGAGGGCAUCUUGCGGCCCAUCUAUCAACAUGACGCACUUUCCAAACCGUCCUCAAGCUUGGACACGAGCUGAAAAAGCUCACUGACUAGAAAAGAAAAGAAAAGAAAAGAGGCACUGCUCAAUUCACAGCAUUGAACAACACUUUCAGAGAAUUUGAAAUUUGUGAGCUUAGAUCGAUCUCUGCAGCCGACACCCAAAUUGCCGACACCCAAAUUGCCGGAGAAGGUCAAUUUUAAUAGAUAUAUGCUCUCCUCAUUUUAUGUGAAUAUAUAGAAAAUUCGCAAACCUUGCCUUUCAUAUGUUCAUAGCAUGCCCUUCCACUAACCUGACAUGAAUUGGGUCAUAUAAUUGGUGAUGAAAUGCAUCGGUGAUCUUUCCUUUCUGAGUAUUUGGCGUGGAUGAAUUUUGAAAAUAUGGAACUAUUUGUGUAAUUUUAAAGAAAGUUCAACUAUUUAAACAUGGUUUGUUCGUA
Messenger RNA from Camellia sinensis, 1267 nucleotides. RefSeq lists its product as uncharacterized. NCBI's taxonomy places the organism in Eukaryota, Viridiplantae, Streptophyta, Magnoliopsida, Ericales, Theaceae. The record is from RefSeq and is a predicted model, not a curated record.